Molecule: messenger RNA, 2685 nt
Organism: Mus caroli (Ryukyu mouse)
Lineage: Eukaryota; Metazoa; Chordata; Mammalia; Rodentia; Muridae
Source: RefSeq, a predicted model, not a curated record
GAGCUCAUCAUCUCGCUUGCGAGGUAUAAUCGCAACCUAAUUCUGUUAGGCUCAUUCGGGAUCAUUCGGGAACUUGUCCUUAGGGAAAGCAAUGAGCCUUAUCCCUAAGGAGUGCACCAGCAUUUGACAGGUGCAGUCACUGCCGUCCUUUGGCUUCCUCUGGGCUGUGUCUGAAGACAUGCCCUGACUUGUCAAGCCUGGUCCUGCUACAUCCUGAGGAUUCAACAAGCCCGCUCCAACGGCGUCAUCCGUCCAGUUGGGAGAGCUUUGUUCGAUUUUGAAAUUUCUCGCCGGCUGCCAACUCUUCGGAUUCUGGGACGGCCCCGCCCCUCGCCCGGGCCCCGCCCCUCCACACUCAUUGGUCCGUUCAAUCCACGCCGGCGCCGAGGCGCGCUCAUUAAGCGAUGGCAGAGUCCAGGAAACGCUGCCUCGGCAGGGCUGCGAGGAAUCCCUUGCCGGUGGCCCGGGACCUGCAGCUGCCCCCGACCAGGCGAGACCAGCCGGCCUUCCGAGACCAGGCUGGCCUUGAACUCAAGGAGAAUGUCUGCGUCCGCUUCCUGAGCACAUUUCCUUUGUACAGAAAUAAUUUUUUUCUUUUAAUUAAUAGAGAUCAGAAAAUGAUAACAUCUGAGGAUCGGGUCCAAGAAGGGAAAAAAGUUGUGAAACUCAANACAGAAGUGGCUGAUAAGGAAAAUAUUGAAAGUACAGUUGAGAAAAACUGCAUUCCAUUAAAAGCUGGAGAAGUAACCAGCUCAGAAAUACAUAAUUCGAAGGAUAAUGUUCAAGCUGUGCCGUUAUUAUCAACAAGAGAUGAUUUGCCAGGUCAGACUGUGACAUUAGACCAGGCAUGUCACCAUAAAGACAAUAAAAAGAUGCAACUGACUACAGAGAAGCCCAAACAAGACACUAAUGUGUCUAAAAAGCGAGUGCUUGGCUAUUAUCAUGGCCAGAUUGUUCAGUCCAAGAUUAAUUCGUUUAGAAAGCUUCCCAGUGUCAAAGGCGAGAGUCUUACAACAACCAAGAAACUUCCCCCUACUGUGUCUAAAGCCAGGAAGGCUCAGUGUGAGCCUGUGAACACCGUCAGCGUAAGAGCCUCAAAUACAGCUGCUGCCACCAAGUCUGCAGACACUAAACCUGUGAGCACUACGUCAAAGGACACACUUGUGCGACCACCUAUCCGAAGCCUCCACAGUAGUUCCCACGGAGCUGCGAAACAGGGCCUCAGCAGGCCCCUUGCCAAUGUNNCAGUCAGAAAAGGGUUGCUUGAAACGGAGUCACAUCGACCAGAACCAGUUGGGUCUGUUGUCAAAGCCAGUUCUUCUCAGGACACAAAAAGAGACAAGGCCCCANCAAGAAGCAUAGCAUGUAAAGAUGCAGCCAGGACUGAUCCGUCUAAUACCAGACUGAUGGUAAAGUCAAAAGAUACUGACCAGCGCAGAUCCACGAUCGCAGGAGCAAGUGUUCAUAGAUCAGCUCAGCUCAAGGACGCCACCGCAGAGAGGAAAGCUCAGAUGACCGAGUGGAGAACUGGCAAAGGAAAGGGGCUAAAACGACCUCCUCAUUCAGUAGUCACCCAGGCUGAGCCAAAGGGGCAAACUGAAAACCCAGUUGGGUCCUUUUGGACUACCAUGGCAGAAGAAGAUGAGCAGAGAUUAUUUACUGAAAAAGUAAACAAAACUAUUUCUGAAUGCCUGAACCUUAUUAAUGAGGGAUGCCCAAAAGAAGAAAUUUUGGCUACAUUGAAUGACCUGAUUCAUAAUAUUCCAGAUGCCAAAAAACUUGUUAAAUAUUGGAUAUGUCUUGUACGUAUUGAACCAAUCACAAGUCCUAUUGAAAAUAUUAUCUCAAUCUAUGAGAAGGCCAUUCUGGCAGGAGCUCAGCCUAUUGAAGAGAUGCGUCAUAUAAUCAUAGAUAUUCUAACAACGAAGAAUCAAGAAAAAGUCAAUUUGGGAGAAAAUAUUGAGGAGGCUCAUGCAACCAAGGAACCUAUCCAAGAAGUAAAUGUUGACGCUAAUGUAGGGUCAGGAAAACCAGGAGAGGAGAAUGCACAUCAUGGCAAAGUUGAGGUUUAUGAAGAUGAUCAAGACAACAAAAUAAAAGAUCCGGAUUUAACAACUCCGGACUCAAAAACUGAAGCAGGUUGCAUAAUUCGGUAUAAUGUAUCUUCUACACCUCGGCUGCAAAGGGGUGAUGCUAAGGGUCAGACUCAGAGCCCUGAAUAUGAUGGCUCCUGGUUCCUGACACCAGUGAGACGCUCACGACGCAUUCAAGACAAGACUUCANGACUGCCAGACAUGUUAAAAGACCACGACCCCUCUGUGUCUUCCCUGGAGCAGUUGUCUGAGCUGGGAGGGGAUGCUUUUGUCUGCCGCCCUAAUGCAGCACUGNGCCCUCUGUUCUUUGAGACAGACGUAGCAGAAGAGGAAUAGGAGUCCCGAGUCCUGAGCAGUUAUGGUUGUGNUACUCCUGUGGCCGUGCAUGUGUACAACUUUAUUGUAGGUCUGAAGUUGUCCGCAUGCCUAAGUAUGGUACAGGUGAACUCCACUAGCUUGUUUGUUGUGUUUUUAAAAUAUAAUGUUGGUUGCUUCACUUUACUAAUUACUUACAGUUAAAGAAGCAAAAUCAGAAAAUGUAGUCUAUAUAAAUUUAUAUUUUUACAUUGACUUUGUUCCUAAUACGUUUAUA